Achroia grisella is the source of this 1580-nucleotide messenger RNA. RefSeq names its product sterol O-acyltransferase 1. The record is from RefSeq and is a predicted model, not a curated record. Gene Ontology annotation, biological process: cholesterol metabolic process. Gene Ontology annotation, cellular component: endoplasmic reticulum membrane. The transcript is spliced from 10 exons. Lineage: Eukaryota; Metazoa; Arthropoda; Insecta; Lepidoptera; Pyralidae. Bases 89 to 1495 code for a protein of 468 amino acids.
AAAGACUAAUGACUGGGUCGGGUGUGUGUAAACAAAUAUAUAACUAACAAGAAGAUCACACACGUUUCUAUUCACGCUAGAGCCAAACAUGACAGAAUUACGUAAACGAACAAAACCGUCAGUGGACCAGACCGGAUCGGAGAAACAUGCAACUAAGGAGAAUAAGAAACCAGCGUUCACACACCGGGAAUCAACUCUUACAGUAUUGAUAGAAGACUCCCUUCACAUACGUGCAAUAUACCACAUAUUUGUCGCUAUACUUAUCAUGUUAUUGAUCGAUACAGUCGUAUAUGACUUCAUAGAGCGCGGAAAGAUUAACAUAGGAUUGAACGCGAUUAAAUAUGGUUUUGGUGAAAUAAGUCGAGGCAUAAAGCUAUGGCUGUAUGAUUUAUCUGUAGCUCUCGCCUUUUAUCCAGCACUGAAAUUUUAUGGAGCUGGUGCAAUAUCAUUAAAAAAAUCACCAGGAUUACGACGAAUCUGGAGUGUAUUGGGAUUAUUUGGACUCAUUGGAAUAGAGAUUUUGUUAAUAGCUGUACCAAUAUGGGAUCUCGGCAGAGAGCACUUGGCAGUAGCAUCUUCAGUCGCAGUCACAUGUGAAAUGUUCAGAUAUGUAAUGAAAAUUCACGCUGUUGCUGUUUCAUGUAUACCUCGCUUCAGUGAUGAGAAAAUACCUCUUCCUACAUUCAAAAGUUACCUGUAUUUCUUGUUUGCACCAACACUAGUAUACAGAGACGAAUACCCCAGAACAAAGAAAAUUAGAUGGGGAAUAGUCCUGUUUCAUAUAUUGGAAGUAUUGGCCAUUAUAUUUUACAACAGUUUCCUGUGGGAGCGAUUUAUCCUACCUUAUUGGUCGGAUUAUGGAAAACAACCCAAAGUAGAGGCCGGAACCGUGGUUCGUAGCAUGUUUGCUUGUGUACUACCAGGAGUGAUAUCCUUUUUGGGUGGCUUUUAUUGUCUCCUUCAUGCAUGGCUUAAUGCUUUUGCGGAAUUACUUCGAUUUGGAGAUAGACUCUUCUAUGAGGACUGGUGGACUACAUCCCGGUUUUCAAAUUACUACAGAGCAUGGAAUUUGGUAGUCUACUCGUGGCUUCGAGAUCAUAUCUACAAGCCAGUUGCGCCCGCAACAGGAACUAUGCUUGCCACAUUUAUUGUGUUCUUUGCUUCAUCCGUGGCGCAUGAGGUAGUACUGGCGCUCUCAUUUGGGUUCUUCUACCCAGUUCUUUUAAUAGAAUUUGGUGUUUUUGGAGUUCUGUUGCUACCUCUCACAGAUGCUAUAGGUCGUCGAUUCCCCCACACCCUAAAUUUACUCAUGUGGGUGUCCUUUUUCUUUGGAAAUGGUCUAUUAUGGAGUUUGUAUCCAAUGGAAUACUUCGCUCGUCAGAACUGCCCACCUACGGAAAAUGACAGCUUUUUCGUACCAAAAUCGUGGUCGUGUCCGGAGAUCCAAUUAAAAGCCAAUUGGACAUUCCAAAAUCCAUUCGAUAUUUUACAUUAGUACUAUGUUAGGUAUAGAUCAAUUGAGCGUGAAAAUGUUAUCUCAGCGAUAAAAAUAAAAGAAAUUCUUACAUAUUUGUAUUCAC